CAUUGAUCCUCCUUUUGUGGCCUGGGCUGGUUUUUCGGAGGCUGCGGGCACGAUGCAGGGAGAAGAGGAGGACUUGUCUGUCAGCAUAGCACAUAUCGUGCAGAAGCUGAAGGGCACGGCGCUGCACUGCCAGCUGGAGAGAGAGGCUCGGGGAAGUCUGUUCAGUCCAGAUAUAAAACUUGAAACACUUAAGGAAGAUAUCAAAGAUUUUUUGAAGGCAUCAGGUUGGGAGAAAAAACUUCUGAAUGCUGUGUAUCGUGAGCUUAAUGUGCUUCCAGCUCCAUCUCAUCCAGCAGCACCUGCUGAACAUAUUAAAGAACCCCUGGCGUAUAUGAGGCGAGCUCAGGCAAGCUGGGAGAAGAGAGUCCUGAAGAGCUUGAACAGUAUGUGUACAGAGCUCAAUAUUCCUCUUGCAUGCAAGAGGCCACCUGACGAGCAGAAAGAAUUGCUCAACAAGUGGAAUGAAAUGGGGACCGAUGAACCAGACUUGAGUCUCUUUAGACCUGUGUAUGCACCUAAAGAUUUUCUUGAGGUGCUAAUUAACCUUCGCAAUCCUAAUUAUGAUAUUGGGGAACAGGCCAGUUUUAGGACUCAUCUUGGUUUAAUUCAAGUUCCACUAAAGAUUAAGGAUAUUCCAGAACUGAGGGAAUUUUUCAGUGAACUGAGCCUAAAUACAGGACAGCUUGGUGUAGAUGACUCUACCCCGGUCCCUCCAGAACUGUUUGAGAAUGAACACUUCCAGCUUGGCAAAAAAGUUCUAGCAGAACAUGACAGUGCAGCUGCUCAGCAGUAUGUGCGGCAGGGAUGCCCAACAGCUCUCCGGGCGGAUUUAUGGGCGCUCAUUCUGAAUGUCUCGGACCAGCUUGAGGACAUCUUGUACUAUGAGCAGCUUAAAUCGAAUGUGAUACAGCAUGACCUUUUAUCUGACAGCCUGAUUUAUAAGGAUGUUAAAUUGACAGCCAGCAACGAUGAUUACUAUUUUGUGUUUGAAGAUUAUCUUUAUCAGGUCCUACUCUGCUUCUCCAGGGACACCUCUGUACUAGAACACUUUGCAUACAACAGUGCUUCUCCUCCUAAGUCUUACAUUCGAGGGAAGCUUGGCCUGGAAGAGUUUGCUGUCCUCUACCCACCAAAUGGUGUGAUCCCUUUUCAUGGAUUUUCUAUGUACGUGGCACCCUUAUGCUUCCUGUAUCAUGAACCUGCCAAACUGUACCACGUAUUCCGUGAGAUGUAUGCACGCUACUUCUUCAGGCUCCACUCAGUCUCCUCUCAUAUAUCUGGAAUAUUGUCACUGUGUCUGCUGUUUGAGACUCUGCUACAGACUCACCUUCCACAACUCUUUUAUCAUCUGCGCGAGAUUGGAGCACAACCACUACGCAUAUCAUUUAAAUGGAUGGUCCGAGGCUUUUCUGGCUACUUGGCUACAGACCAGCUGCUCCUAUUGUGGGAUAGAAUCCUUGGCUACAACUCUUUGGAGAUUCUUGCGGUGCUGGCAGCUGCUGUGUUUGCUUUCCGAGCAAUGAACCUGAUGGAGGUGACAUCACUGGCUGCUGCUGAAGCUGUCCUCGCUGAUAUAUCAACUCUGAAAGUCAUGCCCCUUCUUCAAAUUUUUCUGUUUGCCGUUGUCACCUAACCUUUCCACCAUUCUCCAAUGCCACAGGAACCAGUCAAGAGCUAUGCAAUGAACACAAGCAAAGCGAGACUCUGCUCAUAAAUAUCUGGUUUCACUGAACUUAUGAAUACACAUUUGCGGGUUUACAAGCGAAUAGCAUAUGUCAUCAGCAAGAAAUCUUGUUGAAGGACAUCGUUAUUUCUCAAGUAUUUCAAUUAUUAAUUUAAUUUUGCACGGAACAGCACUGUAAAUAAAGCAUGAGAACA
Molecule: messenger RNA, 1878 nt
Organism: Bufo bufo (common toad)
Lineage: Eukaryota; Metazoa; Chordata; Amphibia; Anura; Bufonidae
Gene: TBC1D19
Product: TBC1 domain family member 19
Exons: 21
Coding region: 53-1633 (526 amino acids)
Source: RefSeq, a predicted model, not a curated record